UUGGAAGAAGAAUUGUCUUGGGCCACACAUAAAAUACACUAACACCAGCAAUUGUUGAUGAGCUAAAAAAAAAUUGCAAAAAAAAAAAAAAAACUCAUAAUGUUUUAAGAGAGUUUAUUAAUUUGUGUUGGGCUGCAUUCUAAACUGUCUUGGCUGCAUGCAGCCUGCAGGUGUGGGCCAGGGGUUGGACAAGUUUGCCAUAGAGGGUGGCUUGGUUGGAUGAGGGUGCUAGAAUUCAGAGGACGGUCACUGUGCAGUGAGAGUUGUCUUGGCUGUAGGACUGGAGUUGGUAAAAUGAAAAAAAGAAAAAACUAGUUUUGCAUGAAAGAAUGUUUCCAGCAUAUGAAUGUCCCACCACACUUUUAGUUAGUCUUGGCUGUACAUGUUGCAAUAAGUCAAGGAACCCUACAAAGUAGGAAGGAAGGAUUCAAACUGCGAAUCGCUUGAACCCGGAAGGCGGAGUUGGAGUUUGCAGUGAGCCGAGGUUGAGCAACUGCACUCCAGCCUGGGCGACAGAGUGAGACUCCGUCUAAAAAAAAAAAAAAAAAAAAAGAUUCAAACUGCUUUUGAAAAAAGUAAAAAUGCAGGGUUAUAUUUUAGAAAUAGCGCAGCCAAUCAUUAGUGGCUAUUCCUAAUAUGUCAAUUUGGGGUCUAUAGAAGACCUACCUAGAGGCCAGCAACUAUUAAUUGAUGCUUAUAGCACCCAAUGAAACUGCCCUUGCCUUUGAAGCCCCCAUUUAGCUAAGGGGAUGGGAUGUGAAUUUAGAACAGGACGUGAAAAGUGCAAAAUGCUCCCGGACUCAGAUCGGAUAAACCUCUUCUAGGCUGUCUUUCUCUUCUGAAGCCACAGUUUUGAUGCUUUCCCUAAUUCAGAGCAGGCUUUCCCGGAGUCUCUGACUCAGAGCAGCCCGAGCCACCGUGAGGACCGCCCACCUGCAGGGGGCGCGCCGGGGGCUGCAGCGCGAGACCGCUCUGGCCCAGCGGGGACUCCGACUACCCCUGUCUGGCCCCUCCCCUCCGCCCGUCACCGCCGCCUUGAAGCUGCUGCUGUUGCUGUCGCUGCUGCUCGUUCGAGUCGCAGAUCCUUGCCAGCACAUUACAGAAUAUUUUUGUUGAACCUUCUUGAGAAUUCAGAGAAACUGCUGAGUGACCACUGAACGAAAAGAUCUAAUCUUAAGGCUUACGCCUCACUUUGAUGCCCAGGCUGGAGUGCUGUGGCUCAAUCACAGCUCAUCGCAACCUCGACCUCCCGGACUCAAGUGAUCCUCUCACCUCAGCGUCCCGAACAGGCGUGUUCCAUCCACCACAUCAGAACAAUGUCGUAUGUUUUUGUAAAUGAUUCUUCUCAGACUAACGUGCCCUUGCUACAAGCCUGUAUUGAUGGGGACUUUAAUUAUUCCAAGCGGCUUUUGGAAAGUGGCUUUGACCCAAAUAUUCGUGACAGCAGGGGCAGAACAGGCCUUCACCUUGCAGCAGCUCGAGGGAAUGUAGACAUCUGCCAGUUACUGCAUAAAUUCGGUGCCGAUCUUCUGGCCACAGAUUAUCAAGGAAACACAGCUCUUCACCUCUGUGGCCAUGUGGAUACUAUCCAAUUUUUGGUUUCCAAUGGACUCAAAAUUGAUAUUUGCAAUCAUCAAGGUGCUACCCCUUUAGUUCUGGCAAAGCGCAGAGGAGUAAAUAAAGAUGUCAUCCGAUUGCUGGAAUCUUUGGAAGAACAGGAGGUGAAAGGAUUUAACAGAGGAACCCACUCGAAACUGGAGACCAUGCAAACAGCUGAGAGUGAAAGUGCCAUGGAAAGCCAUUCACUCCUCAAUCCCAACCUGCAGCAAGGUGAAGGAGUCCUCUCCAGCUUCCGAACCACGUGGCAGGAGUUUGUGGAGGAUCUGGGCUUCUGGAGAGUAUUGCUGUUGAUCUUCGUCAUUGCUUUGCUGUCUCUUGGCAUUGCUUAUUAUGUGAGUGGGGUGCUACCCUUCGUGGAAAACCAGCCUGAACUGGUGCAUUAAAGGAGCUCAUGGAAGAUGAGGCAAUUAAUUGCCUGUUUCCUGGCUUCCAAUGUUUGUUCUCAGUUUCUCAGAAUUUUUCUUAGCGCAAAGCAGUGAGGGCAGUACAUGUUCUUUUUGCAUUUUUAAUUAUUGUAAUCCUUUUAGAUAAUGAUGUGUUCAUUUGAACUAACUACAUACUAUGAUCAAGUAUAUUGCAUCCUAACGCUACCUCUGACUCAACCUGACUUUGUAGGGAAGCCUACACAUAGCCUUGUUUGAUAAAAACACGGAAGUGACUAGAGAAUGGAAGAUAAAGGAAGAAGCUAGGAAGUCCUUGCUAUCAAAACCUUAUCCUAAUAUAGGACCAAUUGAAGUAUUCAAAAAGAAAAACAGUAUCUUAUAUGAUUAGUUUUUGUUGGUGGUUUUGUUUUCAUUUAUUUUUGCAAGAGCCACUUUUUAUUUACUUUCUCUAGGGAUAAGAGAUAAAACUUGAAGUACUUUUUUCAAAUCUUGUGUGCAAAUUAGUAUUGUUAGCAUCUAUUUGGCUUAUUUUAGUAUUUUUAAGUCUAGUCACAAACCAAACAAAACUUUUGAAAAUGAGCUAUAUUUUGUUCAAAGAUAAUUGAUUUGAUCUUAUAUUUAUUUGUUUUUAGGAUAAUUUUUGAUCUUUUUGUAAACUGCUUUGCUUGUUAAUAUCUGUGAAAAAUAAAUGAGUUCAUUUUGUUCACUUUCCAAUUUUCCCUAGUAUCCUAGUCAUCAAAGAUAACAGUUCAUCAGAAUUACAGUCAGAAAAUCCUUUUUUCUACUGAAUAGUUAGCAGGGAAAAAUAAUUCUGAUAUUUAACUGUCAUAAUUCUGUAGUGCUAUUAUAGUGAAAAACUCAGUUCUAUAAGCUAGCUGUGUUGUCACAGUUUUAUCAUAGUUCGUAAUUAUUUCAUGUGCAAUCCUAUUUGGAGGGCCUGUUAGACUUUUAACAAUCCCAUCCAUAUCUGUAAUUCUCUGAUGGCAAGAAUGGAUGGAGCAUUUCUGAGUUAACAGUGCUGAACAGUAUCGUACUGGGUGUCAUAAACUCUUUAUGAAUGGUAAUAUUAUGUAAAUUGAAAUCUGGCCCUCAAACUAUAUUGCAGCUUUCAGCAGUAUGUUUGAAGGCCUCUUUCGUUAAUGAUUCUAUAAUGUAUGAAUUAUGUUCUUGAGUGGUUAAAAAAGAAUAUGAAGGCUUGAUAAUUAUUCAUUGGGUAAAGUCAGGAAAUUGUAGUGGAAGAACUAAUGGUUUUGUUUUUUGGAAUAGAGGCACCUAAGCUAUUGCUAAUUGAAUUGCUGCUAGAAUUAGAAAUUAUGCUUUAGAAUAGAAUUGGUAUUUCUGUGAUUCUUUUUGCUUCUUGGUAUUUUCUCUUGUAUCUAUGUAUCUAGUAUUGAGGCUUGCUCUUUCAUGUGGCUUUAUCCUCUCUUUAAUAGCUGUUGUAAAAUUCCUGAGUAACUGGCUGCUUCAGGAUCAGCUUGCAGAGUCUUGCUUUUAGGUUAGAUACAAACAAAGUAAAUCAUAGUUGGUGUAAAUCCAGCAAAAAACAGCUGGCUUUGGAAUGGAGAACACUACAAUUCAAAUUUGAAGUAUAUUCAGAAGAAAACUUUGGAAUUAGCUUUACAUUUGUUUGUAAAUCUAAACAAAUAUGCAAAAUUGGUCAAAAUGUAAGUAUAUAGCAUUUUUAAAGAUUAAUGGUUCCUUUUAUGUGCUGAUUUCUUUGUAUUCUGUUCUCUGCAUUCAUCAUUCAGGAAUACCACCAAUAAAUGUAUUUAUAUAUCCCUUAA
Pan troglodytes (chimpanzee) is the source of this 3787-nucleotide messenger RNA. RefSeq names its product ankyrin repeat domain 46 (gene ANKRD46). Bases 1317 to 2003 code for a protein of 228 amino acids. The transcript is spliced from 6 exons. The record is from RefSeq and is a predicted model, not a curated record. Lineage: Eukaryota; Metazoa; Chordata; Mammalia; Primates; Hominidae. Gene Ontology annotation, molecular function: protein binding.